AUGCCAGUCAAGUCGCAGACUCAUGCUCAAGAAUUGCAGCGCUGGAUCAACUUACCCCAGGAGCACAAGAUGUACGAGCCCCAGUACCAAGAACUUCUGGACGCACAGAUCCUACGCGCCAGACCCAAGGAUGAACUUGUUGUUAAGGUCAUUGCUGACGAGUUGUACAGCCUCAAGCCUCAGAUCUAUACCCGCGCACCCAUCAUGUACCUCGACUUUAAGAUGUCCAGCACCCAGACUAUCACCAGGACUAUCCCGGAAACAUACAGCAGAUUCUUCCGCGUUUUCAAUCGCACCGCAUACAUAGGCGACCUCGGCCACGACACCGAAGCCGAGGCUCAUCGUACCCUCAUCUUCUCCGAGGAUGGUACCAGCACCAUCAGGAUCCAGACCAAGGAUGAGGAAGCGAAUUUUGUGAUGAUAGCGGGAGAGCCGUCGAAGAAGCCCGUGGUCAGAUUGGUCCGUUGUAACAAGAGAGGAGGUGUAUAA
Messenger RNA from Linnemannia hyalina, 489 nucleotides. NCBI's taxonomy places the organism in Eukaryota, Fungi, Mortierellomycota, Mortierellomycetes, Mortierellales, Mortierellaceae. The record is from the annotation of a GenBank genome assembly.